GAGAAAGGAGGAGGGGGGGGAGGAGGAAGCCGCUCUCCCUCUGCUCUGCUCUCAGCCCAGCCUGCUUAGGAGGAGGGAGCACGGGAGAAGAUUGGGGGUGUGGAAGGAACUGUCUAUCAUGUCGGUUGCCAUGACGAGAGGGUGGGGCUGGAAGCCGACCGGGCCUAUCAGGGGCGGGCGCUGCUGGUGUCGCCAUGGUGACGGGGUUGUUCCUGGUGGAAGGCUGUGAUCGGUUGACAGGUGUGUGACAAUCGGAGCUUUCUGCAAGCAUGUACGCCAAAGGCAAGAGUAACAGCGUACCGUCCGACAGCCAGGCCAGGGAGAAGUUAGCAUUGUAUGUAUAUGAAUACCUGUUGCACGUUGGCGCACAGAAAUCGGCCCAGACGUUUUUGUCAGAGAUAAGAUGGGAAAAAAACAUCACACUGGGAGAACCCCCUGGAUUCCUACAUUCUUGGUGGUGUGUAUUUUGGGAUCUGUACUGUGCAGCACCAGAAAGACGGGAAACCUGUGAGCAUUCGAGUGAAGCGAAAGCCUUCCAUGAUUAUAGUGCUGCAGCUGCCCCCAGUCCAGUUCUUGGGAAUAUGCCUCCAGGGGAUGGAAUGCCAGUGGGCCCAGUUCCUCCAGGCUUCUUCCAGGGCCCACCAGGUUCCCAGUUGUCACUGCAUGCACAGCACCUACCUCUCAACCUCAGCAAUUCCAUGAUAGGACCCCACAAUCAGCCAUUUAUGUCACCCCGGUAUCCUGGUGGUCCCAGGCCCCCCUUAAGAAUACCUAACCAGGGACUGGGGGGUGUUCCUGGAAGCCAAACGUUACUUCCUGGUGGAAUAGACCCAUCAAGGCAACAAGGACAUCCAAACAUGGGUGGGCCCAUGCAGAGAAUGAGUGGCCCAAGGGGAAUGGUUCCUUUAGGCCCACAGAGUUAUGGAGGGGGAAUGAGACCGCCGCUGAAUGCACUUGGUGGCCCUGCCAUGCCGGGAAUGAACAUGGGUCCUGGAGGUGGCAGGCCAUGGCCCAAUCCAGGCAAUGCUAAUUCGAUACCCUACUCGUCUGCGUCUCCCGGGAAUUACGUAGGUCCUCCGGGAGGUGGAGGUCCACCAGGAACCCCAAUCAUGCCAAGCCCAGCAGAUUCCACAAAUUCUGGAGAUAACAUGUACACUUUAAUGAAUGCAGUACCUCCGGGAGGCAACAGACCUAAUUUUCCAAUGGGUCCUGGCUCAGAUGGGCCAAUGAGUGGACUAGGUGGAAUGGAACCACACCACAUAAAUGGCUCAUUAGGUUCAGGGGACAUGGACAGUAUUUCCAAGAACUCUCCCAAUAACAUGAAUCUGAGUAACCAGCCAGGCACACCAAGGGAUGAUGGAGAAAUGGGAGGAAAUUUCUUAAACCCCUUUCAGAAUGAGAGUCAAAAUAAAUGUGAGCUAUGCUUGGAACUGGCCAGAGUGAGACCCCAGCGCUAAGCUUGACUUUGCUCCCGUUGCAGUAUUCUCCUAGCAUGACAAUGAGUGUGUGAUUCCUCAUCAAGUCUCAUCAUGAAGACUCAGCGAGUCAGUCCUCUUCCCAGAUCUCCAACCGAAGAGAACCAUCCAUCAACCGUACACUUUAACCGACGGACCCCGGUCCCUGCCGCACAAACCUUUUCUUUAUGUUGCCAUGCGCCCUCUUGUGUGAAGGAGCCGGUCCCAACCCAGACUCAAGCAGCUGUAAAGAGGUGGCAUAUGUAAGGAUUGCCCUGAACAGAACUGCAAUUUAUCAUCUGUACAUAUAUAUAUAAAUAUAUAUAAAUAUAUAUAUAUUCCCACAGGACAUUGUAAAAGGAUAUUAUCACAUGCCAUCUUAGGUAGCGAGACAUAGAGACUUUUAUUCCAACAUUUUGAUUUUUUUCUCGUUUUGGGUUUUUGUUGUUGGUUUUUGUUUUUCCGCGUUUACAUUUUAAUUAUGAAAUGUUGCAUUUUCUCCCUGAACUAUUUUGUGCUGUGUAUAUCACUGCUUAAUAAGUUAUUUUUUAAGGUAAACUCAAAUGUUGUUCUGGUUUUGUAAAUGUCUGCAAUCAUGGAUAGGAAUAAAAUGCUUAUGAGUGCUUUUAUUAAA
Molecule: messenger RNA, 2088 nt
Organism: Xenopus laevis (African clawed frog)
Lineage: Eukaryota; Metazoa; Chordata; Amphibia; Anura; Pipidae
Gene: ssbp2.L
Product: single-stranded DNA binding protein 2 L homeolog
Exons: 18
Coding region: 270-1457 (395 amino acids)
Biological process (GO): positive regulation of transcription by RNA polymerase II
Cellular component (GO): nucleus
Molecular function (GO): single-stranded DNA binding
Source: RefSeq, a predicted model, not a curated record